This is a messenger RNA of Morone saxatilis (striped sea-bass), 733 nucleotides long. RefSeq names its product arginine/serine-rich protein 1 (gene rsrp1). The record is from RefSeq and is a predicted model, not a curated record. NCBI's taxonomy places the organism in Eukaryota, Metazoa, Chordata, Actinopteri, Moronidae.
GGAUGCGAGCCGGUUCAGAUGCAGGCCGUCGCCGUCUCCAUCCAGAAACAGCAGGAGCCGCUCACGUUCCAGAUCAGGACGCUCGGUCAGUCUGAGCGUGGAUGAUAAAAGGGAACUCCUCAAGGCUGCGAUCGGCAAUGUCGUGAAGGUCCUUGGAACGGAGAGGCUGGAACUUCCGGAGAGCGUGAAACCAAUCCUGGCAGAGCGGUCGGAGUCCGAACAGUCGGAGUCGGAGCAGGUGUCACCAGAGCCAGAGACAAGGGUGAGACAAGACCCUGAAAAGACUCCAUCACAGAGCAGUGAGGUGGACCCUGAUGAUAUGUCCAGCCCAAAGAUGUCUCCAAAGAGGAAAAUCAUCUCUUUCAGCCUUAAUAAUUCAGUGGUCAAACCAACAGUAACGGCUCCGUCUUCUGCUAAGGUAACUCCAAGAGUGGACAGUUAUGAAAGCAGGAAGCCCUAUGGCCACUGGGUUCCAGUCAAAUCAGGCCGGACCAACGCACGCAAACACACACUCAGCACCUUGUUACGCUAGUGUGGCAGAGUACAUGGACACUGUGAAUACUGUAAAUAUAUUGUACAUAUAUUGUUCCAUCUUUUCACGGCCGUUUUCUUUCAGAUGUUAAAGAUUUAAGUGGGAGGAAGUGAAGAAUUCGUUCAGGUGGGAUUAUUUUUUUCCCUUUGUGUAUUGUGUUAAAGGAUUCAUUAAAGAUAUUUAUUUGAUUAAAAAAAGGUG